Dictyostelium discoideum AX4 is the source of this 576-nucleotide messenger RNA. RefSeq lists its product as hypothetical. Lineage: Eukaryota; Evosea; Eumycetozoa; Dictyosteliales; Dictyosteliaceae. The coding region runs from base 1 to 576 and encodes 191 amino acids. The record is from RefSeq and is a predicted model, not a curated record. The transcript has a single exon.
AUGACAACCGAAAAUACCAAUUUAAAAACACAAAUAGAUGGGUUAAAAUCAUCAGUAUCUGAUUUAUUGUUUAAAGGAGAAGAAAGAGACAAAGAGAUGAAAAAACUUCAUGACAAAAUCAAUGCUUUUACAGUAGGAAAUCCUUUUUAUAGAAAUAAUUUAUAUGAUAAAAAUAAACCUAAAACAGAAGAAGAAAAACAAUUAAUUGCAUAUGCACGUUCUUCAUUAAUGGCAAAUUAUUAUCUUGGAAAUAUAUUAUUACCCCAACUCAAAUCGAAAUUCAAAACAGAACAGACCGCAAAAUUGUUCAAAUGGAACAGAUUCAAACACGAGUUCAAUAAACACUCAAAGUUUGUUGAGUUUGCCAAAACAAACCACCAAAUAGAUCUCGAGGAAAUAAGAAAAUUAAAAGAUGAACGUAAUACUAUAAUACAUGAUGGUGAAGAUGAGGCAUCUAUUAAUGAUAUUGUGGUUAUAGUACAACAAUAUAAAGGCUCUUUACCAAAACAUUUAAAUGUUAUAGAUAAGAUGUUAGAUGAAGUUAAAAUUGAUAUUAAUAAUGUUUGUGCUGUUUGA